ACGGAAACGGAAGGAGGUUUGUUUUUAUGCCGGCUUCAUGCUCGACGCUGUACUUGUGUUGUUUUAUUUAAACAAGUCCAAACAUGGCGCAGACGUGUUGCGUCGUGAAGUGCCAGCAUCGUCCACACGAACAAUCGGGGAAUAAAAAGGAUGGGGUGAGAUGUUUCUCCUUUCCAACGUGGAAGCAAAGCCAAGGAGCUGUGAUCUGUGAGCUAACAAAGAGACGCCGAAUGGCCUGGAUAGCAGCCGUGAGACGACCAAACAUCACUUUCAACACCAUCACCCAAGACUUGGUGGUGUGUUCACGGCAUUUUCACACUGGGAGACCAGCUAAUGAAAUGGAUGAAAGCCAUCCAGACUGGGCACCCUCAUUACAUCUCGGACACACGGAGGUGGAAGCUGGAGAUAACCAGAGACUACACAUAACAUUGGACCAGGAGAACGAGCGACUACGACAACAACCGGAAGCUGUUGGAAAGACUCGAGUAGAAGACGUCCAGCGGCUGAUUGGUCAUCAAGAGGGGGGCUCCACUUGGCAGCAGGAGGAGCCACAGCCUGUUAAAGAAGAAGAAGAAGAGGAGCCAGAGCCCAUCCACAUUAAAGAGGAAGAGGAGGAACCACAACCCCUUCGCUUUAAAGAAGAGGAGGACCCAGAGCCCGCCCACAUCAAAGAGGAAGAGGACCCCCAGCUUCUUUGUGUUAAAGAGGAAGAGGAAGAACUCUGGAUCACUCAGGAGGGAGAGCAUCUUCUAGGGCCAGAGGAGGCUGAUCUCACCAGGUUGCCACUGACCGGUGUCUCCGUGAAGACCGAAGACCAUGAAGACAAACCACCUGAGUCCUGGCAGCUUCAUCAUAGUCCAAGUGAGGAGAUGAGAGAGGCGGAGCCUUCAUGCAGCUGCUCACCACAACACAUGACAACAGAAGCUGAUGGAGACCACUGUGGAGGAUCACAAGGAGACAACCUCUUAGCUCCACUGUCAGAUGGUGUCGACGCAACGUCACGCUCUCCUGAAGAUGAAGACAGCGACUACUACCAAGAACCUUUGAGCAGCGAUACAGACUGUGAAGGUGAUAUGACGACUCACACUGGCAACAAACACUCUGAAAGCUCGAAAAAGAAGACCCGUAAACGUUUUAGCUGCUCAGUUUGUGGGAAAAGAUUUUUUUAUCAGAGUAAUUUGAUUCGCCACAUGAGAACGCACACAGGAGAGAAACGUUUUCGCUGCUCAGACUGCGGUCGAGGUUUCACUCAAAAGGCAACUCUGGUGUCACACAUGAGAACCCACACAGGAGAAAAAUGUUUUCGAUGCCCAGACUGCGGUAAAAGCUUCACCCAAAAGGGAAACAUGGUGUCGCACAUGAGAACUCACACAGGAGAAAAACCUUUCAGUUGCUCUGUCUGCGGCAAAAGCUUCACCCAAAAGGUAACUAUGGUAUCACACAUGAGAAUGCACACAGGAGAAAAACCUUUUCAUUGCCUCGACUGCGGUAAAAGCUUCAGUAAAAAGUCAAGUAUGGUCUCGCACAUGAAAACACACACAGGAGAAAAACAUUUUACCUGCUCGGACUGCGGCAAAAGCUUCACUCAAAAAGCCAACAUGGUGUCACACAUGAGAACGCACACGGGAGAAAAACCGUUUAGUUGCUCGGACUGUGGUAGACGCUUCACUGAAAAGGCAAGUAUGAUCACGCACAUUAGAACGCACACGGGAGAAAAACCGUUUAGUUGCUUAGACUGCGGUAAAAGUUUCACCCAGAAGCCGGCGUUGGUGUUACACAUGAGAACGCACACAGGAGAGAAACCUUUUAGUUGCUUGGACUGCGGCAAACACUUCACUCGAAAAAUCAACAUGGUUAUGCACAUGAGAACGCACACGGGAGAAAAACCUUUCAGUUGCUCCGAGUGUGGUAAAAGUUUCACGCAAAAGGCAGCUUUGGUGUCGCAUAUGAGAACGCACACGGGAGAAAAACCUUUUACCUGCUCCAACUGUGGCCAAAGCUUCACCCAUAAAGUAAGUAUGGUCAAACAUAUGAAGACACACCCACAGGAAUCCUAAAUGUAUCACUCAGGAGAAAAAACAGUGCAGUUACUCAAAUUGUGUCCUCUUGCCGAAAACUUGCCGAGUCACUGGUGUGUGUGUGUGCCACGUCGGGGCGAGACCCGGGAUGUUUUCUUUCCAGUCGGUCACUGAAGCAGGCGAUUUUUAUGAUUGACACCUCCUCUGGUUUGAAGGAAGUUCAUCACUUCAAUCACCUGCUAGAGAAACUAGUUGGAAGGAAAAUCUGCAGUUCAUUCAUUUUCUAUGCUGCUCCAUCCUCAUUAUGGUGGUGGUGGUGGUGGGGGUAUGCUGCUGGAGCCUACCCCAGCUUGUCCUAUGAUUUGAUUCCUUUUACUGAUGUGAGGACAAACGGUAAAAAAAAAGGACUUUUCGUUGAAGUGAAUCAAAUCAAGCACAGAAAAACAGUUUAGUUGCUAAGACUGCGGUAAAAAAAACGCCCCCAAAGUAAAACAUGGGAACACACGCGACAGGGACGUAGUUGCUGAAAUGAUGGCGACACGUUUUCUCGGUCGUCCACUUCCAGACUCACCAAUAAACUCAUCAAUAAAGUGGAUAUGCUGGCCUCCAAACAUGACGUGUUUGUUUUUAUCCGCUUUCUCUCCCAAAAGGGCUGGAUGACGAGAGAGUUCACUCUGGGCAUCUGUCUCAACCUGGGCAUGUUGGUUCUGUAGCAGAAUGAACAGUGUCCCAGUGGGGGGAGGCGGGGCAAUGCUCUGUAAAGACUAUGCCCCAUUCUGCUUUGUAAGAAAAGUAUAUAUUAGUAGCUAAGUAGCUAUUUACAUAAUAACAUGUUUAUGUACUGGAUCUGCUGUCACAUGAUCUCUGAUUACCGUAAUAACUCGUUUAUCACAAGAAAGUGCAGAGUCUCCAUUCAGAAAUUAAUGUAAUUCAUUUCAUACUUUUUUUUACUACUUUGGAAAUGUCCGGCAGGUCAGACUGAAAUCCCACCAGGCCGGGUUUGGUCCACGGGCCGUAUCCUCUUCCGGCUGCUGUUGGCUACAUUAUGAUGGAAAGUAGGAUGGAAAUUUGUGUUAUUCCAUAUGGAAUCAAUUGGAAUUUUGUUUAAUGGAAAGUCUUAAAAUUCUAAUUAGUUGAUUUGGUACAUGAA
This is a messenger RNA of Doryrhamphus excisus (bluestripe pipefish), 3168 nucleotides long. RefSeq lists its product as uncharacterized. Gene Ontology annotation, biological process: regulation of transcription by RNA polymerase II. The record is from RefSeq and is a predicted model, not a curated record. Gene Ontology annotation, cellular component: nucleus; transcription regulator complex; PcG protein complex. Lineage: Eukaryota; Metazoa; Chordata; Actinopteri; Syngnathiformes; Syngnathidae. Gene Ontology annotation, molecular function: DNA-binding transcription factor activity, RNA polymerase II-specific; RNA polymerase II cis-regulatory region sequence-specific DNA binding.